AUGAAGGACGAAAUUGAUGGCGGAUUAAUACUCAUGCCUCUAUUGCACGUGGUUAUUCAAAAUCAACAGCAUUGGAGCGAUGUGAGCGAUGAAGCAGAUGCUGCAGAAGAAGAUCUUACAGCAUCAAUAAGCAAGGAGGCGUCGAUAAGGAGGCAGAAAGAAAGAAACGUGAGGAAUCCUCUACAAGCCACAGCCGACGCAGAAGACACUCUGGGCAUCGGAGAUCCAAGCAGUGGUGGUACUACCACUGCUGAGAUUUAUUAA
This is a messenger RNA of Spodoptera exigua (beet armyworm), 264 nucleotides long. The record is from the annotation of a GenBank genome assembly. NCBI's taxonomy places the organism in Eukaryota, Metazoa, Arthropoda, Insecta, Lepidoptera, Noctuidae.